CCCGCCGCCCCGCGCACUCCUCGCCGCGCCCGCGCCCGCUGCCCCGGCCCGGCCCGCUUGGGCGCUGCCCGCACGAGGGAGCCCGCGCCCGCGCGACCCUCCGCCUACCCAGGGAGCUGGGCACCUGAGUCAGGGGCCCUGCUGAAUCAGCUCAGAAGGGACCAGCAGAGAAAACGCCAUGAGUAUCCCAGCUCUCGGGGGCAGCACCAAAGGGAAGCCUCUUCUACCAGGCGAGGAGGAGCGCAACAAUGUCCUCAGGCAAAUGAAGGUGCGAACCACGCUGAGGGGGGACAAGAGCUGGAUCACCAAGCAGGAUGCCUCGGAGGGCCACACCCUAGAGCUGCCCUCCAGCUGGAGUCGUGCCACAUCCUUUUCAUCAACUGGGGAGGUCCUGAAGGCCAGGCCUCCAAGCCCAAGGGCUCCCACUGGCUAUAUCAUCCGGGGAGUGUUCACCAAGCCUAUAGACAGCUCGUCCCAUCCCCAGCAGCCCUUCCCCAAGGCCAACGGAGUUCCCAAAAGUGCUGCCAGUGUGGUGAGAGGAGCUCCCACCGGGCCUUCCCGUCUGUCCUCCUCCGGCUACAAGAUGACAACCGAGGAUUACAAGAAGCUGGCACCUUACAACAUCAGGCCCAGCUCCACAUCAGGGGUUGCUGAAGAGGAGGAGGCACCCUUCUCUGCUGAUGAGCAGAGACGGAGGUCAGAGGCUGCAAGCAGUGUGGUGAGGAAGACAGCUUCCCGGGAGCACUCCUACGUGCUGUCGGCAGCCAAGAAGAGCACCGGCAGCCCUGCCCAGGAGAUGCAGUCCCCAUUCAUUGCACAGAGGGCCGCAAGCUCCAGGGCAGCUGGUACACCUGCUUCUCUUCUCACCCAAAGGGUUGAGGUGGUGGAGGACGAAGAGCCUUCCGAAAAGAGCCAGGACCCAGCUGCUCCGGCAAGAUCCUCUCCUGGCUUGAGCAGCACAAGAGGUAAGGAGACUGUCAGCCUGCAGAUCCUGACACCUGGAACAGGACCUCGCCUAGUGGCCCCAGACCUGGAAGGAAUGAGGUCUUCCCCGGGCUCCAAAGACACAGACGCCCCCGGCCCCAGAGAGCCCAAGAGAGGCUUGGCUGGUGAGGAGGCCUUCGAGGGCCCUGAUCCAGACACUGAAAGGUCAAGUGCACAGUCAUGUGACAGCAACGUGGGACCUGGAGCCACAGGCUCCCCGCCUGAAGCCUUGACUGGAGCAGACAUUGGCUGUGAGAGAGGAGGGCUGUGCUCAGCUCUCCUGGAUGAUCAGGACGUGCACGGUGCCAACUCUCAGCCUCACAGUCCUGGACUCUUGGCCACCAGCUCAGCUGCCACUUCAGCCUAUGCUGUCCCAGCUGACAUGAAGACUGACAACCCCACAGACCUGGAGGACAUGGAGGCAGAUGUGAAGGGCUUCUUGGCUGGUUCGGAGGAAAAGAAUGGAACUGCCCAGGUGGCAGAGGCCUGGCCGGAGAGGCCCAGAGCCCUGAGAGGUGGCCAGGGAGACCCAGCUGCAACCGCCCAGCAGCCUGCAGACCUGAACACCCCAGAGGGGCAGAGUGGCCCCAGAAGACCCAAGCAGCACGCGGAACUGGACGGCCAGGCCAGCAGGGUGAGCAACCCCUCGAGCUGUAUGGUCACUGAGCAGCCUCAUGUUUACAUCCCAGCCGCCCCAAGUGAAUUGAACUCCAGGUCAACCAGUGGCUGGUGCCCGCCAGCACCUGUCCCCAGGCCUUUCCAUGAGCUCCUUCACUUCCUUCAAGUCAGCAAAGGGGUUCUCUUCGUGAAGGAGUACACGAAUGCUAGUGAGGUAUCUUCCAGGAAGCUGGCGUCUUCACACUGUGGCAGAACAACUGGGGGGAUCUGUACUUACUGCAACCAGGACAUACGAGACUGUCCAAAGAUUAUCCUGGAACAUCUUGGCAUCUGCUGUCAUGACUAUUGCUUUCAGUGUGGGAUUUGUAACAAACCCAUGGGUGAGCUCCUGGACCAGAUCUUCAUUCACCACGACACCGUCCACUGUGGGAAAUGCUAUGAGGAGCUUUUCUAGGCUGAGAAGAAGCUGAUGACCCCUGGACAAGUUUGGCUCUCCCCAGUUGCCCCAAGUUGCUCAUCCCUCUUCCAUCCCUUGAUCUCUUCAUGAUUUUGCCCUUCUCAAGUCGGACUUGCGUACAGCCAGCAGUGUAUCUUAAUGAUGCUAUGAUAAUUACUUGCGUGUGUAGCUUUUUAUAGCUUAGAAGCACUUCACAUCCAUGAUCUUAUUUCAGGCUCAAGCAAAGAGGAUUGAACAAGAAUUCCCAUCUUGACUUGCCUAGGACAGGUUGGCUUCCUGAUGAGUUUAGGUGGCCUGGUAUGAUAGGCAGGAGCAUGGAGUGCAGUGUGUCCUGAUUCUUGGGAAAGAGCACAAACCACACUGUGCUUCAUAACUAUGGGUGUACCUUGGAGACCUGAGGGAAGAAAGAGACCGUUUGAAGCCUCUGAGGUGUCAAGUUGAAGACGUUGACGAUCCCCACUGGGUAAUUGAAGCCAUUGAAUGUUAGAUAGGUAAUGUUUAGCUUGUCUCUUUGCCAUAUAUGUUUUUUUUUUAACUUUACGUGUACUUUUCAAAGUAGUUAGUUUUGAUUGAGUUAUGUAGCAGAUUUUAAUUAACUCCUCCUACACAUCUUUCAUUACAGUUGAGUUCUUUCCUACAGGCAUGUGGGCAUGUAUUAGAAAAUGUGCACAAUUAGGUUUAAAUUCUAUAAGAGGUGAUUCUUAGGAGGCUCCUGACCAAAGGGACAUCUGUGUCUGAAUCUUGAUAGCUGAUUUAUACUUUUGCCCUCAACACUUGAUCCCUAAGCUUGAUACUGAAAUCCUUUAAAGUAAGUUUUAGGGUGUGUAGACUCCAGCAGAAUUAAGAAGGGAGAAAAGCAGGUAACAUUUCUUGAGGCCUUACUAUGUACCACACAUUCAUGUUCAUAAUAAUCCUGUACAGAAGGCAUUCUUGGCCCCAGUUUACAGAUGAGGAUGUCAAGGCUCAAAGAGGUGGUUGUGCAUUGAGCAGAACCAUUGCUGUCUCUCUCCCCCAGCAAGCAUGGAUUUAGUGCUAAGCAUGUGCCAAAUACUGUGUGGCGUUUACCUCAUCCUACCAGGUAACACCGCCUGCCCCCACUCCCCAGCCUACCCUGGGCCCACUCUUACAGGGAGGGCAAGGUAUGAAAUCAUACUCCUCCUCUGGACAUCUUAGGCCCCCCCAUGAAGUACCAUAAGGGCCAAACUUACCUUGUUUCCUAUCUUCCCCUUACCAUGAAAAUGCCUCUGAACUGAGAUGCUGUCAUCUGGGAAGAGAUUCAAUUCACAGACUUACCCAAAGAAGAGCUUGUGAACCCAGAGAAAGCUCUGGUGGGCUAGCCAGUCUGAGCACAGGGCCUUCAGUGACCUCCUAUUUUCCAGUCCAGACUCUGUCCCAAGCUAGCAGCAGCCACUGGGGUCCUAGGUACUCAGAACUUGGAAACCUGUUGGCCAGCUGAACGGAUGCAGGCCCAUCCAUGCAGUCAGCUGAUGCUCUGCUCAGGUUUGACUGGGCUUCUCUGUCUUUGGAAUCAGCAUCACUGUGUAAACUCCUGGAGAGGGAACACCCUGAGAGAUGUCCUGAUCAAAAAUGAGGGUCUCUUCUCUUGAUUUAAUUAGAAGAUGUAUCUCCAUCUCUCUCCAUUUUCUGAGCCCUGUGCACAUCAACUGGAGGACUUGUUCUUUCUUCCACAUGAUCAGAGAGGAAUAUCCCAUAGAUACGUAUCAGAUUUGUUCUGGAGGGCUGAAGUAAUACAAUCUGCCAUGUGUCAACCCUAAAGAUGAGCUGGUCUUCCUCAUGUCUCUAUCCUGCAGCAUGGGACUUGGCACAUGGUAGGCACUGACACAUAGAUGCUGAAUGAAUGAGUAAAAGGGAAAGAAAAGGUACUCCUUUGGGAAGGAGGUGCCAUCCCUGAGUCUUGAUUUGGGCCCAGCUGAUGGAGUACAGGAUGAAGAGGACCAAGAUAUGCUGGUUUUCCCACCUUCAAUAUAAAUUAUUCUUUUAAGGGAGUUUUAGAAACAACAUGCAAACUACUGAUAGAAAGCUUUACAAGAUCAAUAUUGAUUUUGAUCCAAAAUGGCCUCUUCCAUGUCUAAAAAGGCACAGAAUUCUGCAGUCUUCAGGAAGAGGGGUGGCUGCAUUACACUUUUGCUCCUUUUUAAUUGCCUAAUGUUUUUAAUCAAACUUGCUUAAACCACACUAAUGUACACAGUUAUAAUAAAUGUUAAGAGAAAUA
Manis pentadactyla (Chinese pangolin) is the source of this 4292-nucleotide messenger RNA. RefSeq names its product zinc finger protein 185 with LIM domain (gene ZNF185). The record is from RefSeq and is a predicted model, not a curated record. Lineage: Eukaryota; Metazoa; Chordata; Mammalia; Pholidota; Manidae. The coding region runs from base 179 to 2056 and encodes 625 amino acids. The transcript is spliced from 23 exons.